CCCUCCAGUGAAGGUUCACACAAGUCAGAAGGUAUCUCUACUGUAUAGUCCUCCUGCAUGCCUCUCUGUUGUCUGAACAUGAAGAGCUCUGUGAUUGUCCUCAUCCUCUACUGUCAGGUGUAUGCAGAAGCCAAAGUUCUGCAUAUUGAUUUACAUAUUACUGGAUGCAGUGAUUCAGAUGGAGUGGAUAUGUAUGGACUGGAUGGUGAAGAGAUGUGGUAUGCAGACUUCAACAAAGGGAAGGGAGUGAUAUCACAGCCUCCAUUUGCAGAUCCAUUUAGCUACGUCCCUGGAACUUAUGAACAGGCUGUAGGUGCUCAGGGGGUAUGCAAAGGAAACCUGGCCACAUCUAUAAAAGCUAACAAGAACCCACCAGAGACAAUAGCCCCUCCUCACAGCAGCAUCUACCCCAGGGAUGAUGUGGAGCUGGGGGUGGAGAACACUCUCAUCUGCCACGUCAGUGGGUUCUACCCUGCACCUGUCAGAGUCAGGUGGACCAGGAACAAUCAGAAUGUGACAGAGGGAGUGCGUAUCAGCACUCCGUACCCCAACAGUGAUUUCACCCUCAACCAGUUCUCCAGUCUGAGCUUCACCCCAGAGGAGGGAGACAUCUAUGGCUGUACCGUGGAGCACAAGGGCCUUACUGAGCCCCUGACACGGAUUUGGGAACCUGAGGUGAGCCAGCCCAGUGUGGGUCCUGCAGUGUUCUGUGGAGUGGGUCUGACUCUGGGGCUGCUGGGAGUGGCUACCGGAACAUUCUUCCUCAUCAAAGGAAACCAGUGCAACUGAGACUACAGCUGUCAGAGCAUCAUGGCAAAUCUGUAUAAAUAUAGAGGACUUCGCUGUCAUUUAAAGUAUCUUUGUAUUGUUAAAACUGUGUAUAUACUGUAGAUGGCAAAGAGCGUUUUUAGCCUUUUUAGAAUGUGAGGUUAAACUGUGCAGCUAAUUUAGUUUAAGGAGGGGUUAUGUAUGUACCGUACAUGAAAUACACACGUGUACACACUGGAGAUGUAUCACUUGGCCCCUUCAAAGAUAGAGCAUAACGAUAGUCUUAUGUAGUAUACAUUUCAGCAGUCUAUGCUAAUUAUUAUUACUAUCAUUUUUUAAAAACUAAUAUAAUUAAAUUGACAUAAUUAUAUACAGUAUGAUAUAAUUACAUAUACUGUAAGUGCAAUCAGCCAACAGGGAUAAAACAAUUUAAAAAGUAGGGGAGGUGUUAUGUGGUUACUGUUGAUCCUCGGGAUCUCCGUAGGUCAUGUUGCGAAGACCCUAGCUAAAUAAAUCAUUUCUGAUUAUGCUAACUUGUUUGUCAGUCAUCACUAAUUACAGGCACCAUUGAGUGCUUAGGGUUAUGGUGUGUGUUACAAACUGCUGAAAGCCAAAGGACCCAACCUGGCCACCCUAAUGAAGAAGCCAGAGGGAGGUAAGAAGCUAUAGCUCCUCCUGCUAAGAAGAUUGAUUGGGGCAAGGGAUUAGCUCCCCCAAAUUGAUGUAUGCCUGGGGUACGAGUGUACCUCCAGCUUGAGUUAUAGUUGGUGUUUGUGUUUCAUUUUUCCCUUUGCAACCUUGUAUGUUUUUAUUAAAGCUUGCUUAUUAGCCCUUAAA
Molecule: messenger RNA, 1605 nt
Organism: Coregonus clupeaformis (lake whitefish)
Lineage: Eukaryota; Metazoa; Chordata; Actinopteri; Salmoniformes; Salmonidae
Product: H-2 class II histocompatibility antigen, A-U alpha chain
Exons: 4
Coding region: 58-789 (243 amino acids)
Biological process (GO): peptide antigen assembly with MHC class II protein complex; antigen processing and presentation of exogenous peptide antigen via MHC class II; positive regulation of T cell activation
Cellular component (GO): MHC class II protein complex; membrane
Molecular function (GO): MHC class II protein complex binding
Source: RefSeq, a predicted model, not a curated record